AUGGGCCAGCGGACGAUACUGGAAGUCAUGCAGGGCGCGACGGUUACGCCACCGCCGAUCUGGGUGAUGCGGCAGGCGGGGCGUUAUCUGCCCGAAUAUCGCGAGACACGCGCGAGGGCGAAGAACUUCCUCGAUUUCUGCUACACGCCCGAUCUGGCCGUUGAAGCGACGUUGCAGCCAAUCCGCCGUUACGGCUUUGAUGCGGCGAUUCUUUUUUCGGAUAUUCUGGUGAUCCCCGACGCACUCGACCGUGAUGUGUCCUUCGUGCAGGGCGAGGGACCCCGAAUGCGUCCGCUUGAAGGCGACGAAAUCGAGAAGCUCGAUUCAAGCCGUGUGCUUGAUCAUCUGGCGCCUGUUUUCGAAACGGUGCGGCGAUUGCGCGUGGCGUUGCCGGAUGAAACGGCGCUUUUGGGUUUUUGUGGCGCCCCCUGGACGGUGGCGACCUACAUGAUCGCCGGGCACGGAACACCCGAUCAGGCCCCGUCGCGUCUGAUGCUCUAUCGCGAGCCGGCGCGGCUGGAGAAGUUGCUCGACAUACUCGCCGAGGCGUCGGCGCGUUAUCUGAUCGCGCAGAUCGAUGCGGGGGCCGACGCCGUCAAGAUUUUCGACAGUUGGGCGGGUGUUCUCGAUCGUGUGGCAUUCGAGCGGUGUUCGGUGGCGCCGGUUCGCAAGAUCAUUGAAACGGUGAAGCGCGAACGGCCCGGAACGCCGGUGAUCGCCUUUCCGAAAGGCGCCGGCUGGCAAUAUCGCGACUACCGCGAAAAGACGGGUGCGGACAUGAUCGCGCUCGACUGGACGGUUCCACUCGAUGUCGCGGCCCAAUUGCAGAAAGAAGGGCCGGUUCAGGGCAAUCUGGACCCUUUGCGGGUCGUGGCCGGCAGGGCGGCGAUCAAGGAAGGGGUCGAUCGCAUUCUCGACGCGCUGGCGGGCGGGCCGUUCGUCUUCAAUCUCGGACACGGGAUCACGCCGCAGGCCGAUCCGGACGAUAUGGCCUAUCUGGUCGACUGCGUACGCGGCAAGGCCUAG
Molecule: messenger RNA, 1026 nt
Organism: Effrenium voratum
Lineage: Eukaryota; Dinophyceae; Suessiales; Symbiodiniaceae
Source: the annotation of a GenBank genome assembly